AUGGAUUUUCCUGCUACACCAUCUAAUGCAUCUGAUAGUAAUGAUUACGCAGGUGCCACACCUUUGCAAUUUGAUGCAGCGCAAGAUAAUACAAAAAGGCGAAGUUCUUCAAGGUCUAUAAAGAGAAGACGCUUUGAUGAUGAAUUAGUAGAGUAUAGCUUAGGCUUACCAGGAGCAUCGUUAGGCAAAAAUGAAAAGAGAAUGCGAAGUCAGUCUUACACAAGCCAUUUGUCAGAAUUUCCAACCGUGGCUGCUGCGCCCGUUACACCAGUAGUACCACAGCCUGAACGACGUAGAGCUUCUAGUAAGAUAUCAGGAGGUGGAAGUGGUGGACGUAAACCUAGGCGCAAAGGACAACUGAGUCAGUUAUCAACUAAAGACUUGGGAAGAUGGAAGCCAACUGAUGACCUCGCCCUAAUUUUGGGAGUUCAACAGACAAAUGACUUGCGUAUAGUUCACAGAGGGGUGAAGUUUUCUUGCCGCUUUACAGUAGCCGAAAUUCAAUCUAGGUGGUAUGCCCUGCUAUACAAUGCAGAGGUGUCAAGAGUUGCUAUGGCUGCAAUGCGAAACUUACACCCAGAUUUAGUGGCUGCAGUGCAAGAGCAAGCAUUGUUUUCAAAUGCUGAGGAAGAAUUACUGGGGACUUUGCCUAGUAAUUCUCACCCAGCACCAGAGAAGUUUCAAGAGUUGUUGGAACAGAAUCCUCACGUGUUUUACCAAACACGCACCGCAAAAUCAUUAAGUACUCACUGGCAACUGCUAAAACAGUAUCAACUAUUACCAGAUCAAACUGUUCAACCACUGCCUAAAGGUAAAGGUGAUAAUGUCAUGACAUUCUCUGAUGCUGAAGAAACUAUGAAUGAUUCAGAAUUACCUGACUACAAAGAAGAUGGCAUUGAAAGGGAAAUGCAGCUGGCUGACAGAGUGGACAAGAAGGACAUCCGGCUGCUGGAGAGCUCCCUGGCGCGCUAUCAGGUGCUGGUGCAGUCGGUGGUGGGCGGCGGCGUGGAGCUGGACCGCAACACGCUGGCCGUGCUGCGCGGCCGCCACGUGCGCUACCUCAUGCGCUCCAGGGAGAUCGCGGUGGGACGUAGUACUAGAGACCACACUAUCGACGUAGAUUUGAGUUUAGAGGGUCCUGCAGCAAAAGUGUCAAAGAAGCACGCGACAAUCCGUCUUAGAAAUAGCGGAGAUUUCUUCAUGUCUUCGGAGGGCAAGCGGCCCAUAUUCGUGGAUGGCCGCCCGAUACUACAAGGGAAUAAAGUUAAACUCAACCAUAACACUGUUAUUGAGAUUGCGGGACUACGCUUCGUGUUCUUAAUAAAUCAAGAUUUAAUCAGCGCCAUCAGACAAGAAUCAGUUAAAGUGAACAUACCUGUA
Molecule: messenger RNA, 1380 nt
Organism: Brenthis ino (lesser marbled fritillary)
Lineage: Eukaryota; Metazoa; Arthropoda; Insecta; Lepidoptera; Nymphalidae
Source: the annotation of a GenBank genome assembly